GGGCGUUUCCCUAAGGGGUGAGGCGGAAAGGGCGCGGUCGCCUCAGGGGGUGAGGUCGGUCCCCGGCUGUACUUGUCGCGCCGCGUCGAACGGCGCAAACCCCGAGCCCGUGGGACCAGGGGUUCUCGAGAUAGGGGCGACAGGCGAGGGGGGUUUAUUUCCCCAGUAAACAGGCAGACGGCAACAAUAUAGGCAACGAUCGAUGUAGAUAUAAAAAACUCUUAAACACCAAUGUCGGAAAAAAAUUAACUUAGAUUCGAGAGAAAAUUGUUAAAGAACCCGACCGACUAGCAGCUAUACAUACUGUAUCUAUCUAGCUAUCUAUCUAUCUAUCGAAGUACGUAGGUUUCGAAGUUUACGUAGAAAAUACUAAAAACGAGAUCAAACUUAUGUACUAUACUCGAAAUCGCAAAAACCUAGGCUUCAGUUAUGAGAGUUUUAUUAAUUAUCGCCCAAUGCAAUAUUUUCAGCCGCACCCGAACGGAGGGGUCCGCGUCUAUCCUCACAAUAUAUUUAACUGGCCAAGUAGGCGAUGUAGACUUCAAAUAGAUCCUAUAUAUCAUAGCAUUUCGUUUAAUAUUGCAUCUGCGUUUUGUUUGCUCAUACACACGAACUAUUAUUAUAUGGCCGCGUCUCAGUACUAAAUAAAUAUGCUAUGCUGCGAUGCGAUCUGAUUGUAUAUUGUCAAGAUGAAAUAAUAUUAAAGUGGAUGGAUUAAUAAUUUGUAAGACCACCAUAAAUGUUAGCCCGUUCAGUUUAGGUUUUAAUGUUUCGAUACGAUUCCAAUAACAAUUUAUAUUGCCAUAAUUGCAUCAUUUUCGAUCAUAUGCCAAAUAUGGUCGUCUACAGUACAUUUGCAUGUUUAUUGUUUUGAUUGGUUGUUUUUCUUAAACCAGACAGAGUACUCAAGUAUAAGUAUAUAAAGAAAGGAUUAUCAAAAUUUGUUUUCUGUAAAAAAAAUUUGCUCUGCCAGUUAAAGCAGUAUUAUUUUAACAAUAUGGGUGAUGAUAGAAUGUCUUGUGACUUGACAAAAACUAUGAUUCUCAUUGAGAUGCUUCUCUCUAAGACAUUUUUAAACCCUGAAAUUCAAUGGUCAGGAACAACCUUUAAUCGUGAUCAUUUCAGUUCAGAUAAUGAGGCAGAACAACAAACCGUGGAUGGUGUAUUAAAAAUUACAGCCAAUUUUAACAAGUCGCUGAUAUUCUUGGACUUCAUGAAACCAAUGUUGAAAAUACUCAAUGUCAUAUCAGAAACCAUGAUAAAGAACUGUAUUCGCUGUGUUCUAGGAAAAUCAAAUAUUGAACGAUGCAAAAUAUCAUUUAUUCAUGAAAGCGAAGAUGACACCAGCACUGAUGCUAAAGUUGAUGACCCUAAAAAGAGCAGACUUUGGGAGGUUACCAAGUACGUCGAUGAUGAUGGAAUUACUAAAAAGAUGACUUUUUCACUUAAAUAUUGUGGACUUUUUAAACCGAUCUUUGACCAAUCAGAACUGAAACAAAUGUAUACAAAUCAGAUCGAAAUCAUUAAAUUGCUUAUCCCCGAAGCUGUAUUCAAUGUUUUAGGAGAUGACGCAUUCUCAUCUGAGAGGUGGGUUUUCGAUACUUACGAAGAGGGACUAGAUUUGACACUCGCUGCCGAUUUAAUUAAAGCGUGUUUUUAAUAAAAUAUCGAUGAUGAAUAGUUGUAUGAACAUAAAGUCACGAGAGAUGCUAGGUUAUUACACCUUCUAGGGUCGGCUUUACAUUGAGUUCAAUGGUGAAAGCUUGCAAUAAACACUUAAUUUCAUGAUUUAUCAAAGAGUGUUGGUUGUAUCUAUCUGAAACUUGAAUGGCGUACUGUUGGAUGACCCUGUCAAUGUACAUAUUGUGAUUUAACAUGAAAAUUGCUGGAAAACACAUAAAUUUUAUUUAGAAAUAAAAUGAUUUAAAAAAAUGUAUUUUAAACCAUGUUCGUGUUUGAUGAAAUAUAUUGGGCUCAACCCAUGUUUAACGAAGUUGCAAUUUUAAACAUUAGAAAGCCCCCCCCCCUGGAGUUUUUGAAUGGAACAAAGUAUUUCACCUAGUAUGC
Molecule: messenger RNA, 2067 nt
Organism: Owenia fusiformis
Lineage: Eukaryota; Metazoa; Annelida; Polychaeta; Sabellida; Oweniidae
Source: the annotation of a GenBank genome assembly